AUGCGCCGCCUACCUCCACAGCAGUGCGAGCGAAAUCUCAUAGAUCUCAUCGACCUCGUUCCAGGACUCUGUGAAGACCUCUUGGGUACUGUUGAUCAACCGCUGAAAGUGGCGAAAGACAAGGAAACUGGCAAGGAAUACCUCCUUUGUGAUUACAGCAGAGAUGGAGAUAGCUACAGAUCUCCGUGGACGAACACAUAUGAUCCUCCGGCAGAGGAUGCCCAGCUGCCUUCGGAAAAGUUGAGAAAAUUGGAAAUCGAAGCCAAUGCAGCCUUUCGAAAGUAUUUCGAGGGAGGCAUAUCAUCGGUGUAUUUCUGGGAUCUCGACCAUGGAUUUGCCGGAGUUGUUCUUAUCAAAAAGAAUGGAGAUGGUUCAAAGGCUAUUCAAGGAUGUUGGGAUUCUAUCCAUGUCAUCGAGAUUAACGAAAGAUCCUCACGCCAAGUUCACUACAAGUUGACAAGCACGAUUAUGCUUUGGUUACAGACAAAUAAACCCGGAAGCGGUAUGAUGAAUCUUGGCGGAUCACUUACACGACAGGCUGAUCAGGACUCUCCAGUCAACGACCAGAAUACUCAUCUCGUCAAUAUAGGAAGAAUGAUCGAAGAUCAGGAAUCGAAAAUGCGUUCAACAAUCAAUGAGAUCUACUUUGGUAAAACUAAGAAGGUUAUCGGAGAUCUGCGUUCUGUUGAUACGUCUAUGGAGAAAGAGAAGCAGGAGGAAAUCGUCCGCGAGAUUCGCACAGCUGUGGCGGGUCGUAAUAGUGCUGCAUAA
This is a messenger RNA of Ostertagia ostertagi, 771 nucleotides long. NCBI's taxonomy places the organism in Eukaryota, Metazoa, Nematoda, Chromadorea, Rhabditida, Trichostrongylidae. The record is from the annotation of a GenBank genome assembly.